AGGCGGUGCCGUCGCCAGGCAGUAGGAUCUGUAUGACAGUGCAAGGGUACAGCUCUACGUUGAGGGGCAGAUAGAGAGAAAAGAAAUUCUCGCGAUCCCGCCAUACUUCUCUACCACUAUUCCACCAUAACCACCAUCACAUUAAUACCGAGCAAUACCGUUUGCUACACGGUGCAGGGAAUUCGCCGGGAUUGCUACGAUCAAGGAUUCUCCACUCGCCACCGGACUUCAUCGGGCUGCAACGUUACUGGGAAAGCAUUUAUUUUUUCCACAAUGAACAAGCUAUAUAUUGGAAAUUUGAAUGAAAAUGUGACCGCAGAUGACUUGAUUAAAACCUUUGAAGACUACAAGAUUCCUUACUCUGGGCAGUUUCUAGUAAAAACGGGAUACGCGUUUGUUGAUUGCCCGGACGACCAAUGGGCUAUGAAAGCAAUUGAAACAUUUUCGGGUAAAGUGGAACUUCACGGCAAACGAAUUGAAGUAGAGCAUUCUGUCCCUAAGAAACAAAGGACCAGGAAACUCCAGAUUAGAAACAUUCCACCACAUUUACAAUGGGAGGUGCUUGAUGGUCUGCUUGCACAGUAUGGAACCGUUGAGAACUGUGAACAAGUUAACACAGAAAGCGAGACAGCUGUGGUGAAUGUCACUUACGGGACUCGGGAGCAGGCCAGACAAGCUAUCCAAAAGCUGAAUGGCUACCAGUUUGAGAACAACACUUUGCGCGUGUCCUACAUACCCGAUGAAAGCUUGGACGCAGACUCCCAACGCAGUCCUGACAACGGUCGCCGCUCUGGAUACGGUGCCCGUGUCAACUCCAGACAAGGCCCCCCUGGCACGGGGAUGCCCUCCAAGCAUCAGCACACUGAUAUACCUCUCCGUCUGCUUGUGCCAACCCAGUAUGUGGGCGCCAUCAUCGGCAAAGAAGGUGCCACAAUCCGCAACAUCACCAAGCAGACUCAGAGCAAGAUUGAUGUCCAUCGUAAAGAGAAUGCUGGCGCUGCAGAAAAGCCCAUCAGCAUCCACUCGACUCCCGAGGGCUGCUCGGCGGCCUGUCGUAUGAUCCUUGAUAUCAUGCACCAGGAAGCCAAAGACACCAAAACUGCUGAUGAGGUGCCUCUGAAGAUCCUUGCCCACAACAACUUUGUAGGGCGUCUGAUCGGCAAAGAGGGCCGCAAUUUGAAGAAAGUAGAACAAGACACUGACACCAAGAUUACCAUUUCACCACUGCAGGAUCUGACCCUGUAUAACCCUGAGAGAACCAUCACGGUGAAAGGUGCCAUUGAGGCCUGCUGCCUGGCCGAGCAGGAAAUCAUGAAGAAAGUGAGAGAGGCCUAUGAUAACGACAUUGCUGCCAUGAACCAACAGACACACCUCAUCCCCGGACUGAACCUUGGAGCACUUGGCCUUUUCCCUCCAUCCUCCUCCAUGCCUCCUCCUCCCCCUGGAAACCCUGGGGUUUGUCCCCCAUAUGGAUCCUUUGGGGCUCCUGAGCAGGAAACGGUGCAUGUAUACAUCCCAGCCCAAGCAGUGGGAGCCAUCAUCGGCAAGAAGGGCCAGCACAUUAAGCAACUGAGCCGCUUUGCUGGAGCCUCCAUUAAGAUUGCACCAGCAGAGACACCUGAUUCAAAAAUGCGCAUGGUCAUUGUUACUGGUCCACCUGAGGCCCAGUUUAAGGCUCAGGGAAGAAUAUACGGUAAGCUGAAGGAGGAGAACUUCUUUGGACCGAAGGAAGAAGUGAAGCUGGAAACGCACAUCAAAGUAGCAGCGGCUGCUGCUGGAAGAGUUAUUGGGAAGGGUGGAAAGACGGUGAACGAGCUUCAGAACCUAACUGCAGCUGAGGUGGUUGUUCCUAGAGAGCAGACUCCUGAUGAGCAGGACCAGGUUAUUGUCAAAAUCAUCGGCCACUUUUAUGCAAGUCAGCUGGCCCAGAGGAAGAUCAGAGACAUUUUGACACAAGUGAAGCAGCAACAGAAAGGAGGUGGCAUGGGAGGCCCUCCAGCAUCUCACCCACAGAACCAGUCAGAGCUUGGGCCCCACCAGGGAAUGACCCAAGAGCCUAGGAGGAAGUAACAGGCUCCGGGCCUAAACUGGACGGACAGAUGGAGGAGAAACAGCGGACUGACUGAGAGAGAGCGACACAUAGACCCAGCGGUAGACAGGGAGAAAUUAGCAUUUAACAAAGAGGGGAAUAAAAAGGAAAUAAAAAUGCCUGAGAGAGUACAAAAGUUUAGAGAAAAGAAACUAGAACUUUGAGUGAUUUAAAAAUAGGUAAAAAAGAAAAAAAGAAGAAAAAAAAAAGAAAAGGGAGAGAGAACUAGGAAACAGAGACCAGAUGCCAGGUCGACUGACUGGGGAUGGCUGGGAUUCCUUGUGGCAGCUUAUGAAAUAAUCAUGGCUAUGUGGUCUUGAGAGUCCUGAGAGAAGCUCUUGUAUUACGCUUGGGGCACCCCUGCCAUCACCAGUCACUCAAGUAUUUUAAGGGUGUUUUUUUAAGAAGAGCUAUAUGUAUAGAAAUGUUUAUUCAGAGGUAUUAUAAUGAAAUGCAGUGAGGCAGAGGCGGGGAGAGGGGAGUGGAGAACCCAUCACAUCGAGUCAUCAAGGUGGCUCAUCCCUUGCCUACAAGAAAUUACGGGAGGGGCCAUAGCUGUUAACACUGCUCUUUAAGUCCCUGGCAGUAAACUGUUGGGGGUAGGGACAAAUAAAGAAGAAGAAAAAUGAGGUUGUAAAUAUAAUCUUCAUGAAUUUGUAUUGAAGCACUGUUGAAGCACAGUGAGGGUACAGUCAGUGGGCGGGCCGAGGCUGACCCUGCAGUUCUAUUGCAGAGGCUCAGCUCCAAAAUGUAAACUUCACCUCCAGCCCUGAACUACGCCCGCAAUGCUUGCCGGUGCGUGGCCCACGCCCAAAUGGCAUAUUUUAUAUAUAUUAUAUAUAUAUGAUAUGUGAGUUAACCUGGCCCCUCAGAGAGCAGAGAAAACGGCAGUGGAAAGGGAAUGCGGCACUGGGAUCAGACCAUCUUUCAUAGAUAUUUUGAGAUAUUUAAAAUUAGCUUUCAGUAUCUGGGUUUUGCUGAUGGAUGUUUUUAACCAAGAUUUAACUGAAAGCCACUGGGAGAGAGAGCACUGUGCUGCUAGGUUCUGAUUGGGGAAAAAA
This is a messenger RNA of Clarias gariepinus (North African catfish), 3150 nucleotides long. RefSeq names its product insulin-like growth factor 2 mRNA binding protein 1 (gene igf2bp1). The transcript is spliced from 16 exons. Gene Ontology annotation, biological process: nervous system development; regulation of gene expression. Gene Ontology annotation, cellular component: cytoplasm; nucleus; cytosol. Lineage: Eukaryota; Metazoa; Chordata; Actinopteri; Siluriformes; Clariidae. Gene Ontology annotation, molecular function: mRNA 3'-UTR binding. The coding region runs from base 274 to 2070 and encodes 598 amino acids. The record is from RefSeq and is a predicted model, not a curated record.